CAACAUAUAAUAGGGUUUUCAGUAGAAUUCGUGUAGUAGUUCAGUAGCGUCGUUACUCAAAUUAACGACGCUUCAUUGCGCAGUGCAAUAAAUGUGCGCACCCACCUCUGGGUGGCUGGCACAGAAACGCCCUCUCCUCACCGCUUGUUAUUGAUCAGAGCCCUUGUCAAUCACAGAGGAGGGCGGAGCCUCCGGCCCCUAUAUCCCUUUAAGGUCAGCGUGAGUUUCAGUUCGCAUCCUCAGUACUGUGCAAGCAGACGCGGCAGGAGGUUCAGCAUCAUCAUUUUACGGAUCGCAUAGGUGGCCCAUAGAGCUACAACUUUAGAAGUCCAUUUAGAAGAAAACUGAUUUGAUUCAAAGAGGAUUUUAAUUCGGUCCGAGACUCGGGAACACCUGGCACCCUGUUCAAAUAAUCGCACUAUUCAUUCGCGUUUUGCUUUAGGAAGGUUGGGAAUUUCACGAGAAAGUCGUGUUAGUCCAUUACUCCGUGUCACUUGUACCUGAGAGUGACCUGUGCCUGAUUUCAGGGUUCUUUCUCACAGUUGUGCGCGCGCGGACUCGUGUCAAUAUGCGCAGUGACAGUAUGCUGGUCUUGUUGAACUUUUGCGUGUUGUUGCGUGCGUCCGCGGAUCAAGUGUGUGCGCCGUGCCCGCAGCGCGCGUGCCCACCGGUCCCCGCACAGGGCUGUGAGGAAGGGCGCGUGCUGGCGCGGGACCCCUGCGGCUGCUGUGAUCAGUGCGCGCGACUCGAGAUGGAGCUGUGCGGCGGGGAGAACUGGGAGCUGGGCUACUGCGCCCUGGGGCUCACAUGCACCGCCCUCAACCACAACGGUGUAGUUACCAUUCCUGAUAUAGGGGUCUGCAAAGGCAUCUCAGGCACUCCAGACACUGGUGUGGAAGACAAGCAGUGCCCUCUAUCAAGUGGGUGUAACCUUGUGAGUGGGGAGUGUGUCUGUGAGUCCAAACACUCCUGCCUCAUCUCCUUUAGCUACUCAAAUCCAGAGGCGUGUGCCCAGGCCAUGAAGACGGAAGCCAGACGGCAUGAGAAAGAACACAAGGACAAGCACAGGGAGAAGUUUGUGGGUCCCUCAAAUCCAGCCUGUUUAUACUCUGGCUGUAACCUGACCACCACAGGCUGUGAGUGUGCAUCCCAGAGCUGCCACCCCCACUUCACCUAUGCCAACCACAGCCAGUGCCAACUAGCCUCAGUGGAGCUGAAGUGUGCUGAGAUCACAUGCCCGACUCUAGCCAUGCCCUCGUGCCCUCUUGACUCUGUACUGACCCGCAGCUACACGCCCCCUGCAGGCUGCUGCCCCACAUUACUGCCCAAGUGCACCUGUGCUCAAUGCCCACCCCAGCCAGAAUGUCCCAGUGGCCACAAAGCUGUGAUCAUCAGCGAGGCCACCGGAGCACCAGGCAGCUGCUGUCACUCCUACAAAUGCGAGAAAGUUUCCCCUAAGUGUAUGCACAACGGGACCAAGUUUGCCGAGGGUGAGGUGUACCGCAUGGACUCCUGCUGGCUAUGUCACUGUCGUGGAGGCAUCUCAUUCUGCUCCAGGGCUGAGUGUACUGAGCUGGAGUGCGAUAACUUUUACCUCCCAGAGGGCGAAUGCUGCCCUGUCUGCAAAGAUGUGGAGCUGUUAUCAGUGGACAGCACCAAGGCCAGCUGCUGGGUGAAUCAUAAGCUGCGGCAGCACGAGGAGCAGUGGAAGGAGGACGACUGCACUUUCUGCCAAUGUUUGGACGGCGAGCCACACUGCACAGCCAUGGUGUGCAAACAGAGUUGCCAUAACCCUAUCAAGAUCCCUGGAGAGUGCUGCCCUUUCUGUGAGGAGCCUUCAUAUGAGACUGUAAGCCCAUUACUGUGUCCUCCACUUGAAAACUGCUCUCUGUCAGGACAUGACUGUCCUUUUGGCUUUCAGCAGGACCACAAUGGCUGUCUACUCUGCCAGUGUCUUGGCAAUGAUUCUUGCCCCAAACUCUCCAGCUACUGCAACAAGCAGUGUCCCAUGGGAUAUGAGAAGGACGACUACGGUUGUGAAGUAUGUGAGUGCAGCACUCCCUCCGAGUGUAGACUUCUGACCUGCAGAAAGACCUGCCCCUAUGGCUAUGUGAGAAAUAAACAUGGCUGUGAGAUGUGUCGCUGCAUUAAGUGUCCCCCCUUCACAUGUGACAAGCAGUGUAGUGAUGGCUAUAAACAGAACAGAAAAGGCUGCAACAUCUGCCUCUGCAAAGAGAGUGAGCAUAGUGUUAGCACUACCACUUCUCCUCCAGUGUAUAGCCACUGUCUGACCGCAAAUGGCCAGCAGUUUGAAGAGGGCGAGAGCUGGCAUGACGGCUGCAGGGACUGUUACUGCCAUUCUGGACGUGAGAUGUGUGUCCUCAUCUCUUGCCCUGCACCCAGCUGCACAAAUCCUGUGCUCAGGCCACACCAGUGCUGUCCCAGCUGUGAGGAGGAGUUAGGCAGUGGUCGUCCUGAGGGAAUGGACAUGGUGGUUUGCCAAGCUCCUGGAGACGAGCUGUAUGUGGAAGGCGAUACUUGGAACCUGGACGAAUGCACCCGCUGUACCUGCAGGCAGGGCAGAGUGCUGUGUGACACAGAAGUAUGUCCCCCUGCCCUUUGCCAGACACCAACCUGGACCAAAGGGACCUGCUGCCACAUCUGCCAAGAGGACACACUGAGCUCCCUCCUUCCUGUCAAUAACAGCCAACGAGAAUAUUGUAUCUCCAGUGAUGGAGACAUCCUUUUGGCUGGUGAUUCAUGGAAACCAAAUGCCUGCACUAGUUGCAUUUGCAAUAAUGGGACCAUUCAGUGUUUCUCCCAGCGAUGUCCAGCUGCCAAAUGCAAAGUGCCAGUGCUUCGUAAGGGACAGUGCUGUCCACAGUGUCUGGAUGUUGCGACAACCACUGUGCCAGUGAUGUCUACAACAACAACAAGCAAACCUAAAAACAAAGCUAGUGACACCAUUACGAUCACUGAAAGUGAAGUUUGGAUCACAGUGCAUACAGUAGUUCCUGUUACAGAUCGUGGAAGUGUGAGUGAGGAUGUCCCAGCUGAGGCAGAAAUGUCCCUCAUCUACCAAUCACUAGCCUGGAUUCUGGCCGCCCUCCUCAUGUCUAUAGUCAUAUUUUUUAUGGUGGCUUUUCUCAUUAACAAGAAGAAAAACUGCAUACAGAUGUCCUGCUACAAUGCACCCAAAAAGACUGUGAUCUUAAAGAAGCAUGUGAACAAGAACUCGGUUGUCUACGCAGAGCCAUCCAAGGAGAACAAGCUCCAGAGCAUGAAGAACGACUGCAGCAUGACCUUCUCACCAAGCGCGAGUUCGCCCUAUGGGGAGCGGAUCAGCAUCCCACGCGCCAAUCUGAGCAACGGACAUGUGAGAGUCCAGCGUUAAGGCCUCUUGCUGGGACUAGAGGAUAUUUCCUUUCAUCUCUGUUGGUUUCAUACACAUCCAUGGAGCUCACAGAGCGACUUGCACCACAUGCCAAGGAUUCUUCUGCCUUCUGUUGAGAAGGAUCUUUGGUGUCCAGUGGAGGAAAAAAGUAUUGUGAAACCUAGCAUAUUACUUUAUUAUAUUGCUGUUUUUCCCUCCUCACCCUUUUUUUGGAGUGGUAAAUUCUUCUCGUAGUUCUCAGGAGCAAUAGGAGAAGAAAGCAUACUUAUUUGGACAUGAGGCUUUAACAGUCCACUCUGGAGAGAUGCUGGGAUUGGGUUCAUAAAAACUGAACAUUGCACAGACUUCUGCAUCAAAAUACAAUUCCAAUUGACUUAUUUGGAUCUAUCCUUUUAUAAUGCUUUAUGCUAGAAGUUUACAACCAAGGUUUGAGUUUGCUCAGGCAAAACUUGACUGGGGUAUGUACAGUGACCCAAAAUGGAGGGCAGCUACUUGGCUGAUUCCUUCAUGGGCAUUGGCAGGGUAAAACUGAACAGAAUGGAAAUUACUAUGACUAAACUACAGGGUGUCCCAAAAGUCUCCAUACAUGGGGGAAGUUAACACUUUUUAGCAAAAUGUCUUCCAAAAGUUUUUAUACUUAAAACUUAGAACGUACUGAAAUCAUUCUCAUGGCUGGAUCGGGAAACUGUCGCAAGGCUGAGAUGGACAUGCAAUUACAUGUAUGUCCCAAGUUUAUCCUGAGUGGGAGACAUGACUCCAUGUGUGUUUACAAAGAAUUGGCAAUCAUGAUGUUUUGUUAAUAAAGUUACAUUUUGCUAAAAAGUGUUAUUUUCCCCCAUGUAUGGAAAGUUUUGGGAUACCCUGUACAUUCAUGGGCCAUUUUAUUUGGAACACCUGCAUCAUGUAAUUAUCCAAUCAGCCAGUGCAUAAAAUCAUGCAGAUACUAGUCAAACGCGUCAGUUAACAUUCCCAUCAAACAUCAGAAUGGGGGGAGUGAUGAUCUUGCCCAAUCUCAGUGAUUUUGGCAUGAUUGUUGGGGCCAGAUGUGCUGGUUUGAGUAUUUCAGAAACUGUUAAUCUCCUGCAAUUUUGUUGAAGAUUGGAAAAACAUUGCCUGAUCUCUUUCCAAUCUUCAGCUGUCAGUGAGGCUCUGCCCAUUGUAGCCUGAGAUUCAUCUUCUUGGCCGACAGGAGUGGAACCCAAUGUGGUCAUC
Ictalurus furcatus (blue catfish) is the source of this 4606-nucleotide messenger RNA. Its product is annotated as cysteine-rich motor neuron 1 protein-like. Gene Ontology annotation, cellular component: extracellular region. The record is from RefSeq and is a predicted model, not a curated record. Gene Ontology annotation, molecular function: serine-type endopeptidase inhibitor activity; protein binding. NCBI's taxonomy places the organism in Eukaryota, Metazoa, Chordata, Actinopteri, Siluriformes, Ictaluridae. The coding region runs from base 569 to 3394 and encodes 941 amino acids. The transcript is spliced from 15 exons.